GGGAUUAAGUUACUGCCAGCGUACAAGCCGCCGCAUCCGUCGCCGCGUGUGCCGUUCAAUGUGAUCUUCGGAGGAGCUACGAAGGAAGCGCUGUCUCUGCUGGAGGGCAUGUUCACGUACUACCCAGUCAAACGUUUCACAGCAACACAG
This is a messenger RNA of Sphaeroforma arctica JP610, 150 nucleotides long. RefSeq lists its product as hypothetical. The record is from RefSeq and is a predicted model, not a curated record. The annotation marks the transcript as partial. The transcript has a single exon. NCBI's taxonomy places the organism in Eukaryota, Ichthyosporea, Ichthyophonida.